Molecule: messenger RNA, 7962 nt
Organism: Musca domestica (house fly)
Lineage: Eukaryota; Metazoa; Arthropoda; Insecta; Diptera; Muscidae
Exons: 2
Coding region: 1698-3119 (473 amino acids)
Biological process (GO): DNA integration
Molecular function (GO): nucleic acid binding
Source: RefSeq, a predicted model, not a curated record
AAUAAAGGUAAAACUAUUAAAGAAUAAUAAACUGUAGAAAGAGAAAUUAGUCAAAAAGACUUUAAGACGAAAUAAAUUUAAGAAAUCCGAGAGGCCUAAAGGCAAAUAUUAAAGUAAACCAAUUAUUAAUCCAAAGAAGCAAAUAAAAAUGUCAGCAGAAAGAUAUACCUUAUAUAAAAGCCAAAAUCAAAUCCUCAAGGAAAUAUUAGAGAUUUCAGAGAAGCUGAAAUCGGGAACGACUAGGAAGGUUGCUUUAGAAGCAAAUUCAAAGUCGCUGGAGAACAAAAUGCAGGAAGCCAGGACAAAUCAAGCGAAAUUAGAAUUAUAUGAACAAAAAGAUGAGCCAUAUUUUAAAGAGAACAUAUGGGGCAGAAUUGAGAGCUAUUACGAUGGGAAUAGUGGAACAGGGCCGUCGGAAAGUAGAAGCGCUCGAAAAUCUUGGGGCAGUAAAGAACCCCGAGAAUAACAAUGAGGCAAUGGAGCAACAAUUUCGAGCGUUACAGGAGAGUAUGCUAAGCCAGUUUAAAUUGCAGCAGGAUCAAUGGCAAAAACAACAAGAGCAAAUGAAGAUACAACAGGAACAAAUGCAGAAAUCUAUACAAGAGCAAAUGAGGCAGAUGCUGCAGUUUCAACAUCCAUAUGGAAAUAAUAAAGAAGGCGAAGAAGGAGAUGGAAAACUAACCAUUGUAACCACUCAUGCUAGCAGUGAUAAGAAAAAUGCAGUGCUUUCCCAAUUCAGAAGAAAGAUCCUGAAGCUUUCAGACUCCAUAGAAGAAGAUAUUUCAGGAGUAAGUAAAUAUGCUCUGGAAAAUAUGAAGGUUUCAUGGGAAAAGCAAUUCGACGACAUAAAACGACUGCAUUUAGAAUUAACAACAGAACAUGGAAUGGAAGAAGUGGAUGAUGAAUUGGAAGAUAUUGAAAGGAAAAUGAAUACGAAAAUAAAUAAUAUUAUUUUAAAGAUAGGUGGCCUAAAAGAAGAAUCUCAGGCAGUGGAGUUAAAAAGAAUACAGAUUCCAUGUUUCAAUAGAAAUAUGGAGGAAUGGAGUUCCUUCCACGAUUUAUUUAAGAAAUUGGUUGAUAGGAACGCUCAACUAUCCGAGGUACAAAAGUUAUACUACCUCAAAACUAAUCUGAGAGGAGAGGCGUUUCGUUUGGUGCAACAUUUGCAAGUGACAGAGGCAAACUACAGAGCAGCGUGGGAACUAUUAGAAAAACGCUAUGACAACAAACGAAUUUUAUUCACGAAAUUGAUUGAUAAAAUUUUGGAUCACCCGAAUAUAAACAGCCUAUCUGCAGCAAGCAUACGAAAUUUGGUAGAUAGCGUUAACGAAAGCAUACAUGCGUUGAGAGCAAUGGGUAUACCGUUGGAACAUGCGGACCCUAUAAUAGCCAGAAUAAUAAUAAGGAAAUUGGAUAAAGAUGGACUCAUUCAAUAUGAGCACAACGUCAAAAAAUCAAAGGAGAUCCAAAAACUUGAAGAUGUAAUGGACUUCUUAGAACAGCAAUACCAGGCCUUGGAAGCAUCAACGAGCAAAAAAUAUGCUGUUUCAGCAACGUAUUAAAAUCAAGAUAAAUCCGGAGGGUUGGAAAAGAGGCAAUGCAGGUUUUGUAAGCUGAUUGGACAUGAAGUUGCGGCUUGUAGAAAAUUUGCGGCACAACCGGCAAACGAUAGAUUUAGUUGGGUGAAAGCAGCCCAAAUGUGCCUCAGAUGUAUUAAGCACUCGAAAGACAAAAGAUGCCUGAGUGAUUCCAAAUGCCAGAAGUGUGGAUUACAGCAUAACACAUUAGUCCACUUGGAAAAAACAAGCAACACAAAAUCCAUGACCACACAUGCAACAACAAAUGUUCUUCUUGCUACAGCUCAAGUUCGAGUCAAAUCUUGGUAUGGAGAAUAUAUCACUUUAAGAGCCUUGAUAGAUCAAGGAUCACAGAUAACUUCUGUAUCCGAAGAUGCGGCGCAGUUGCUACAAUUACCAAGAUCAAGGACUGAGGUGAGAUUUUUCAGCAACAAUAAAAUUAUAACGGAAGCACUAGUCUUGUCGAAAUUAGCAUCAGCUCAUACCGACAACAAUUUCCAUUACGACUUGGAGAAAUGGAAAAACAUAACUCUAGCAGAUCCAAAUUUUUAUAAUUCUGAAAGAAUCGAUCUGGUAAUUGGCGCGGACAUUUUCCAACAAAUAUUGGAAGAAGGUGUUCGCCAUGAAGAGAAGAUAGUGGCACAAAAUACAAAACUAGGAUGGAUUCUUUCCGGAACAAUUCAGAUGAAAUCCGGAGGAAAUAACGUGAGAUCAGCUGCGACGACGACAAUAGAACGGUUUUGGGAAAUAGAAGAGAUUGAAGAUGAAGAAACGAUAGCAGAAGAUGAUUACUGUCUAAAACUAUAUGAGGAAACAACACGAGUCGAUCAAGCGGGAAGAUUUGUAGUGCGAUUGCCAUUUGCUGAAGACAGACGUUUGGGAGAAUCAUAUAAAAGAUUAGAAGGAUGUCCGAAAUUGAAAGCAGAAUACAUAAAAACAAUAGAUGAUCUAAUUACAACUAAACACAUGGUGAAAGUAGAAGAGAGAAAACAAGGAAAAUAUUAUAUGCCGCAUCAAGCAAUGAUACGUGAAACCAGCUUAACCACAAAAGUAAGAGUGGUGUUUGAUGCAUCGUCGAAAACAUCAAAUGGAAAGUCGCUGAAUGACAUUAUGCAUACAGGUCCAAAGUUGCAAAAGGACAUAUUUGAUAUUAUUACCAAAUGGAGAACUUGGAGAUUUGUCAUAUCAGCCGAUGUAGAAAAAAUGUUUAGACAAAUAAACAUAGACAAAGAAGAUCAAGAAUACCAAUAUGUCCUGUGGAGAAAUAACAAGAGCGAGCCAGUGCAACAAUUCAAACUCACCACAGUGACAUUUGGCUGUAAGGACGCUGAUAGAAAUUGCAAAUCGAUGCGAGAAUCAAGAUAUAGCCAAAAGAAUAAAAGAAGAUUUCUACAUGGACGAUUUACUUACAGGAGCGAAUUCAAAACUAGAAUGUAUGGAAGUACAAGAGAAUAUAGCUCAGCAACUGGAAAUGUAUGGGUUCCAUUUAAGAAAAUGGAUAGCAAAUUCUUCGGAUAUAUUGAGAGCUGUAAAUCGGGCUGAAGAAAAUGAAGUAUUGCAAAUUCAAGAAGAUAACUGCUUGAAAACGCUAGGAUUGCAAUGGAGUCCACUGAUGGAUUGCUUUACAUUCAGUAUGGAAGUAAAACAGGACGACAAGGUGACCAAACGAAUGGCGUUAUCAAGUCUAGCGAAAAUAUUUGAUCCACUGGGUUGGCUGACACCAGUAACCAUAACAGCAAAACUAUUUAUUCAGCAGUUAUGGAUCCAGCAAUUAGAUUGGGAUAUACCGUUGAAUGGAAAAUUGAGUGAUGACUGGAAGAAAUUUGCGUAUAGUCUCCACGUAAUAAAGAACGUGAAGAUACCAAGAUGGUUUCAAAUAGCACCAGUCAGUGGAGUAGAGCUACACGGGUUUGCUGAUGCGUCCGAAAAGGCAUAUGCGGCAGUAGUUUAUCUAAAGGUGGAUUCUCUAAUUGCAAUCGUGGCUGCGAAGAGUCAAAGUCAAUCCUAUUAAAAAUACCAAGACCCUCCCAAAAUUGGAACUAAGUGCUGCCCACCUCUUGGCGAAACUACUACAAAAAAUAAAAAAAGUAUUAUCAUCAGCGGCGGCAAUUUAUGCUUGGAGUGAUUCCAUGAUUACGUUGGCAUGGAUAAACAACCCAAAAAAUAAAGAUAAAUUUAUUAGAAACAGAGUAGUGGAAAUUAUGGAACGAAUCCCUAAAGCGAAAUGGGCUUACGUUAGAUCAAAAGAAAAUCCAGCAGACUUAGGCUCCAGAAGCGUUGCUCCUGAGAUUUUGACCAACUGUCAAUUAUGGUGGAAAGGGCCGGAAUGGCUGAUAAAAAAUGAAAAUGAAUGGCCCAAGUUAAAUCCGACAGUAGUGGCAGCAGCGACAAGAAUUGCGGCAGUAGAAAAAAGCGUCUAUGAGCAACUUAUGAAGUUGUCAUCAUUUAAGAAGCAGUUACGAGUCAUGGCUUAUAUACUACGAUUUAUUAAAAAACUGAGAGGAAAUAAGGUAAAAGGUGAGCACUUAACUGCGGAAGAAAUAGAAGAGGCCGAAAUUGCUUUAAUCAAAAUGCACCAAGAAAUUGAAUGGCCGGCGGAAAUUAGUCAGCUAAAAACUUCAGGAGCAAUAAAUCAUCUAAGCAAUAUAGCAUCAUUGCAUCCGCAGCUCGACGAAUAUGGGGUUAUGCGAGUAGGAGGAAGACUGGGUUGGUCAGAGCUAACCUAUAACGAAAAGCAUCCAAUACUGAUUCAAAAAUCACGAUUAGCUGCGAAUAUUAUAAGGAGAGCUCAUAUGAAAACAUUGCAUGGAGGAAAUCGGCUGAUGGAAAAUGUUUUAAGGCGCAAAUAUUGGAUAAUCGGAGCCAAAAAUAGAAUAAAACUCUGCGUCAGGUGCUGUCCACGAUGUACGCGCUAUAGGGGAGAAGUACAAAAUCAGUUAAUGGGAAAUCUACCAAUGAGUAGAGUGAAUAUAAGUCAACCCUUUCAACAUUGCGGAAUAGACUACGCGGGUCCGUUUCAAAUACGAUGUUCGAAAACGAGAGGAACCAAGUCUAUGAAGGGUUACGUAGCAGUAUUUGUGUGCAUGGUGACGAAAGCGGUGCAUUUAGAGGCAGUUAGCGAGCUUACGGCAGAAGCAUUUUUAGCAGCGCUGAGAAGAUUCUUCGCAAGGAGAGGAAAAUCAAGCGAUUUAUAUUCCGACAACGGAACGAACUUUGUCGGGGCAUCAAGGCAGCUAGAUAAAGAUUAUAUAGAGGCGAUAAAAAGCAACAAUACGUUAGCGCCAAAUCUGGAGAAUGAACAAAUAAAAUGGCAUUUUAUCCCCCCGGCAGCUCCUCACUUCGGAGGAAUUUGGGAAGCUGCAGUUAAGUCAAUGAAAUACCAUCUUAAAAGAAUCAUUGGCGAGAUAAAAUUAACAUAUGAAGAGAUAAGCACGGUUCUAGCUCAAAUUGAAGCAGUUUUAAACUCAAGGCCGUUGCAUGAUCUUGGAAGCGGCACAGACUAUAUCGACACCUUAACGCCAGGGCAUUUCAUAGUUGGACGCCCGUUAUUAGAAGCUCCGGCGAAGAUCGAUGAAGGAAGUUUAGCAUGUGUGAGCAGGUGGAAACUGCUGCUACGAAUAAAAACCCACUUUUGGAGAAAGUGGAAAGAAGAAUAUUUGACUACUUUGCAAAAUCGCCCAAAAUGGAGAAAAGAAGAUCGCAAUCUGGAAGUGGGACAGAUCGUGCUGAUCAGAAAUGAAGAGACUCACCCAGCUCGUUGGCCAUUGGCGCGAGUGACUGAGGUACAACCGGGCAAAGAUGGAAUAGUGAGAGUUGUUACGUUGAAAACACAAAAUGGAGAAAUAAAAAGACCAGUACAUAAAUUAUGCCCAUUAGAGCACGAAGAUGAGAGACCUGAAGAGGAAAAGGUAGAAGAUACGCAGAAAAAGGAGGUCGAAGUGAACUCAACAAAGAAGUUACCAAGAUUAACAGCAAAUUCCUUUAUGAUAUGGACUAUGAUGAUAAAUCUUUGUCUGAUUAUGACGACUAAGGCCUCAUCAGUAAAAGAAUUAAAUAGUUCGACGGCAAUAUAUCUUGAUCCAAUCUCUCAAAUCCACAUGGCCUCGUCUUCAUGGAACAUGAUUGUAUAUUUUGAAAUGAAAACGUACUUAGAAACACUGGAUCUUGCAUCCACAUUGCUCAACGCCUCUAAAGAAAUAUGUCCAAGGCUCCAAACAUUUGAAGACCAGUGCUGGUCGGUAAUAAACAAUAUGGAAUAUAAAGUAAAUAAAAUCAAGGCGAAUAAUCGGCUUUUCAUGAGGGAUGAUAAACGGCAAAGAAGAGGAGCCCCAUUGAAGUUCAUAGGGUCUUUUCAACAUUGGGCAUUUGGUGUGAUGGACGACGAUGAUCGUGUGGCGAUGGAAAAUAAUAUGAGAAAUCUGUUAGCCAACCAGUACGACUUAAAAGAAUUGUCAAAAAAGCAGAUAUCGAUAGUUGAUUCCACGGUCAAUCUGCUAAAAAGAACAACGGAGGAAGUCAAUUCGCACUUUGUGGAGGUAAAGUGCAAAAUUGAUAACAUAACCGCCACCAUGAACGAAAAUUACUUCGUUUAUAGAGAAUCUAUUCGUUUCUUUAUUAUAACUAAAGAAAUCCAUGAAUACAUAGACGAAUGUGACGAGGUGCUAAAGGAAGUCAUUAACCUGUUACUGGACAUCAAUAAUGGUCAUAUACACCCUGUGCUCAUAAGUCCGGAGAAAUUGCAGUCGGAAAUAUUUAAAAUUCGAAAUGAGCUGCCCACGAACUAUGUUUUACCCGGAAAAUCUUCUGGUACAGAACUUAAGGAGGUUUUACAUUUGAUGAGGGGACGUGGAAUGUACAUCGGCACACAAUUGGUGAUCGACUUGAAGAUACCUCUUUUCAACAGACAGUCAUCGCAGUUCUAUAGAGUAAUCCAGAUUCCAUUUGAACAUGACGGUGCGGUAUUGAUAGCAAGGAUAAGGUCGCCAUACAUCGUGUACAAUUUUGAAUUGAAUUCGUUCCACUAUCUGACACAAGUCAUGUUGAACGAAUGUAAAAACACAUUGGGAGAUAAAAUUGUAUGCGAAGAAAAUUUUCCCUGGCGAGAUGCGUCGACCAACAAUUGCGAACUGUCACCCCUGAGGCCGCGCAUCGAGAUAAACUGCAGGUACGAUGAAGUUGAAAACAGUCCCUAUUGGAUACAGCUGAGGCAAAAGGGAAAUUGGCUUUUUAAGACGUUUAAGAAUGCAACGGCUCAUAUUAAGUGUUCCGAAAAGCAGCAAUCCAUCAUAGAACUUCCACAACAAGGUAUUCUAGACCUUGAUACAGAUUGCACGGCUAGAAUUGACAAAGUGACUCUAGUGGCGGUCCAUCGGGUAAGAAAUGAAAUGUCAACUCAAUUUCACUCUAUUCUUUUAAAGGACGUAAGUGAAGCCGACAAAGAAGCCAUAAAACCCCUUGGAAACGUAUUGGUGAAACAUCACAAUGAGAUCAGCCAGCUAAAGACGCUCGUGGACGAUUUGAAGAAGCAGAAACUAAAUUUAAGAGGUUUAGAAUUUAAUAAUUGGUCUGGUCACAUGUCAUUUAUUUUAGUUACCAUAGUAGUUAUAAUGUUGCUAACUCAGUUUAUAAGGAAAAUAAUAAUAAGGAGACGGAUAGCAGCAAUUCAGUUCCAAGGAAGGCCGAAUGUUUAAUAAAGUAUCUGCCGGCCGGGAGAAGGUUAAUAAAAAUAUGAACAUGAAUCUUUCUUUUAUCUUGUCUAGCUUAGAAGAAGUAAUAAAAUAAUUAAGUGUCUUAGAUAAUAAAUUGUAAUGUAGAUCUGUCAUAAAUGUUAUUGCUUAUUUGCUAUGAAUUUUAUGUACUUAAGAUAGAAUUUUCAAUGUUAUCAAUUUCCAAGAAGUCAUUAAAUCCAUAUGUGAGUUUCCCAGCCAUUAAAUCCAUAUGUGAGUUUCCCAGCCAUUAAAUCCAUAUGUGUAACCUUCAUUGAUCAUGUACACUGGUGCAUACGAUAAGUUUUAUGAUAAUAAAGGUUGUGACCCACGCACGCACUUAUCUAUGCACACAGUAGGUAGAGAAGAUCACUGGAUUAAGAAGGAAGAGAUAAGAAUUAUUAUUAGGUUGCAUUAGGCUAAGUUCGAAUAACAUAUGUAGCUCUUAAGAACAAUAUUUUUUAAAUAAAAUUAGUACUCAACCAACAUCCAAGCCGGCAACAUCUUUUAUUAAUACGCGCGUAAACAGAUAUCUCACCGAUUUUCUCACCGAUAAAGAUCGUGGAUUGAACUAUUAGUGGCUGGUACAUCUAUAAAAGAAAAAAAUAAAAAAAAUGUUCAUGCAGUUAGCGCGUUUCUUGUACACGAAGCAUAAAUUUUGCUCGUGCUGUUUUCAAAGG